Messenger RNA from Cooperia oncophora, 1018 nucleotides. The record is from the annotation of a GenBank genome assembly. NCBI's taxonomy places the organism in Eukaryota, Metazoa, Nematoda, Chromadorea, Rhabditida, Trichostrongylidae.
AUGGAACAAGAAUAUUUUGUGAAGUCUGAAGUGCACUCACCGUUUUCACUGAAAGAUCGUUUUUCUGUGACGGAAUCUCGUAGUACUACGCGCGGAGAGGAUGUCAUCUUCCUGAGAAGAAAGCCUCCUCUCAGACGGGCACUUAAGGAAUACAAAUAUGAGAAUUUUGUGAAGCCUGGAGUAGCUCAGAAGGGACAUUAUCCUGGUGUAAAAGUGGAGAUCAAACGUUCACCAAGCAGCUCAGAGCUGCCUUUUAAUGGUACACUCAAAAAGUCACCAGCAGCCGAAGAACCUCAGCAGAACGUGCUUGCUCCCGAUGUUGACGGCGGCGUUUGUGACGAAUGGCUAACUACCUAUGGAGGAUUUCGUACCCUGCCAGACGAGUGCGUUUUUCUAAAGCUAUCAACCUGCGAGUUGAACCAACAGCUUAUCGGAUUUAGGGAUCAGCCUAGUAUGGAGAACGGCAAAGUCACUCCUGCACCACCAUCUGAACAGACGUCAAGAAGACCAAGUUCUGCGAUGCAUUCUGAGAACGGAAGCUUUGCCCAGGAUUUUCAGGAUGACAGCUUCAACGAUGAUGUGUAUUACCCGGACGAUAGCGAUUCAUGCAAGAAGGAUCGUUUUAGGGACAUUCGUCCUGAUGAGUUCAAAGCGAUAGGAAUUGAUGUGAAGAGUCUUGUACCAAAGAAGGACUUCUAUGCGAUGACUAAGGAAGAGCGAGCUGCCGCAGUCGCUGCCGAGUUUGAAGCAAUAGAUGCAUUAGGACCUAAGAGAGAAGACGGCUACGUUAUCAGCAUUAUGGAUUUUUCGUGUCGUGUGAAUCCCUACCAUCUGAAUACAGCGAAGAUGAAACGAGUAAUGAAGUCGAUUCUGUCAAAUCCUCUUCUUGCUUACGACAAGGUGCUGUACACAAGGCGAGCAUUGUUGGCCAGACGCAGAGCGGCUGAACGUCACAAACUCCAGAAGGCUGGUCCCGAGGUGUACUUUAAGAAACUGGAUCGAUCACUUGACUCGAGCC